AUGUGUGGUCUACCAGUCAUGAAACGAAUUCUUCUGUUUUUUAUCCUGGCUGCUGCUGUUAUGUAUGGUAUACUGCAUGGAAAUCUGUGGAGAAAUAACCUCUACUGGAUUAGCUUUUAUGGACAGAAUUCCGCUGUGAGGGCUUCUCCUUCCUAUGAGACUAGUGGAGUUACCCAGCUGCCACCUACGGCUGCGGAAAGAAGAAACACUCUGGACACCUGUCUCCUGAAACCAGCAUUUGAAUCUUUGCUGGGUGCUGACAAAAUAUACCCGUUCCUGUGUGCUAAUGACUUUAUCAGAGUGGCGGAGUUCCACGGGAGCGAUAAGUUUGAGUUACCUUACGGAAUAAAGAGAGCAGAGCAAUUUUUUCGUUUAGCCCUUUCAAGAGUGCAGAACUGUGGGCUUUCCAAUGAAGGUGACAGCAUUGCCUGUCGACGGUGUGUUGUGGUCGGUAAUGGAGGAGUACUUCGAAAUAAGACAUUAGGGGAGAAAAUUGACUCAUACGAUGUGAUAAUAAGAAUGAAUAAUGGCCCUGUUAUAGGGUACGAAGAGGAUGUUGGGAGGAGGACGACUUUCCGCCUUUCUUACCCGGAAUCCAUCUUCUCGGAUCCAAUCCACUAUGACCCUAAUACAACUGUUGUUCUCAUCGUCUUCAAACCACGUGACUUGAAGUGGCUUUGGGAGAUACUAGGUGGCCAGAAAAUAAGUGCUAAAGGCUUUUGGAAGAAACCAGCCCUGAACAUGAUAUACAAAUCUAGUCAAAUCAGGAUUCUUGACCCCAGCAUCACCAGAAAAACAGCUUAUGAAUGGCUUCAUUUCCCAACAAGGUUUCCCAAAAAGGAGAAACCCAAGCAUCCAACAACGGGACUAAUUGCCAUUACACUAGCAUUUCAUAUAUGCCAUGAAGUCCACCUGGCAGGCUUCAAGUACGACUUCACUGACAGAAACAGUUCUUUGCACUACUAUGGCAACGACACAAUGUCUCAGAUGAUGCAGAAUGAAUACCACAACAUCAACGCUGAGCAGAAAUUUUUGAAGAAGCUUAUAGACAAGAACUUUGUGGUCAAUUUGACGUGAAAGCUGAAUGGAAAAUACAAAGAACAAUUGCUAUUUUCAAGAAUUGAAAAAAUUUUAUUUUUUGUAUGACAUUUUUAUUUUUUAAGUGCAGCAUAACUGUUUACUGUUUAAAAGGAGUACAGAAACCUCACCAAGGCAGAAGCUUCUUCUAAGCCUGAUGGUAAUGGACUGUCAAUGCAAAGAGAGUUAACUGAAUUUCUGUGAAGCUAUUUAAUAAUGGGAAAAGCAUGAAACUUUCAGCUGAAAAUAUCAGGGAUAUAUAAAAAUGUGAUGCACAUCACUUAUUUAUCAGCAAGAACUCUUUCCAAGUGAUUACUUCUCUGGAAUACUUCUGUUUUUGAUGUUUCCCUCCAAAAGAGUUACACUGUCAAAAGACUUGAGACAACCAGUGUUUAAUUAGUAGAUGGAUGGAAAGUCUUAAAUGUCUGUCUUGUAGUACGAAAAUGGCUUUAAAACGAUGCCUAUAAAUUGUUGCUGUGUGUUUGGGAGAAGGGGGAACAUACAGAGCGUACAGGUUUCGGUCUGCCCUACUCCAGAGGAGGGAACGUCCGUCUUCAGCGA
Phaethon lepturus (White-tailed tropicbird) is the source of this 1638-nucleotide messenger RNA. It is a transcript of the gene ST3GAL6, whose product is annotated as ST3 beta-galactoside alpha-2,3-sialyltransferase 6. The transcript is spliced from 11 exons. The record is from RefSeq and is a predicted model, not a curated record. Gene Ontology annotation, biological process: glycolipid biosynthetic process. Lineage: Eukaryota; Metazoa; Chordata; Aves; Phaethontiformes; Phaethontidae. Gene Ontology annotation, molecular function: beta-galactoside alpha-2,3-sialyltransferase activity. The coding region runs from base 1 to 1077 and encodes 358 amino acids.